Molecule: messenger RNA, 1537 nt
Organism: Quercus robur (English oak)
Lineage: Eukaryota; Viridiplantae; Streptophyta; Magnoliopsida; Fagales; Fagaceae
Product: NAC domain-containing protein 6
Exons: 3
Coding region: 99-974 (291 amino acids)
Biological process (GO): regulation of DNA-templated transcription
Molecular function (GO): DNA binding
Source: RefSeq, a predicted model, not a curated record
UUGUGUUGUAGUAUAUGCAUGUACCAACACUUUCACACAACCUUAUAAGCAAUAAGAGAAGCAAAAUACUACAGCAAUAGAACUCACUAAAACCAAACAUGGCAGCAAUGAGUGGCAUGGAUGAAAUGAGACCGGAACUUGAUCUUCCGGGAUUUCGUUUCCACCCAACUGAGGAAGAGCUUCUUGAUUUCUACCUCAAAAACAUGGUAUAUGGAAAGAGAAUGCAUUAUGAUAUAAUUGGCUUUCUCAACAUAUAUCAUCAUGAUCCUUGGGACUUGCCAAGAUUGGCAAAGAUUGGUGAAAGAGAAUGGUACUUUUUUGUGCCAAGAGACAGGAAGCAUGGUAGUGGUGGAAGGCCUAACAGGACCACUGAAAAUGGGUUUUGGAAAGCCACAGGUUCUGAUAGGAAAAUUGUUAGCUUAUCUGACCCAAAGAGGAUUAUAGGCUUAAGAAAGACCCUUGUUUUCUACAAGGGAAGAGCACCAAGAGGAAGCAAGACUGAUUGGGUAAUGAACGAGUAUCGUCUGCCUGAUUCAUGCCCUUUACCUAAGGACAUCGUACUGUGCAAGAUAUAUAGGAAGGCAACUUCCUUGAAAGUCCUAGAGCAAAGGGCAGCAAUGGAAGAAGAGAUGAAGUUUCAUGCUUCUCCUUCACCACCACCAGCAUCAUCACUUGAGACCAUCUCAUUUUGCACUCCACAGGAGGAUCAAUUAAUGGCAAUAACACCUGUACAGAAUGUUGUAUUCAAGAAAGAAGUAGAAGAUGUGCUAGCAAAAGAAGAGAAAAAGGAUGAUAGACCAUUGGAAAACAAAGUAUCUCCCACAUCACUGCAAUUCCCAUUAGGGAAGGAAAAGUUGCCAGAGCUUCAAGUUCCAAAACUGGCCAUGGACUGGAACCAAGACCCGUUUUGGACUCAAUUAAACAGUCCUUGGCUUCAAAAUUUGACCCCUUAUGCCAACAUUCUGAAUUUCUAAUUGCUUUCAAUUUAUUAUGCAUAGGAUACAAUAAACUUUAGGUGUUGUAGAUAAAUUUUGUGUAAAGUCUAUAAGACUUUAUAUGUGCCACCCUCUAGCUACUUGGUUAAGAAAACACCCGCUUCAGUUUUACUUGGGUUGUUGGCCAUAACUUAAUUGUUAUUGCUCUCGUGAAAGAACAGUUGCUACUUUUAGUGAUUGGCUUCCUUGAUCGUUUAUCAAGAAGUUUGGUUAUGGCAUAAUAAUCUCAUGAUCAUGAAAAUUAUUUGCUUUAUCGACUGACAUAUUUAAGUGUUGAGGAUGGGGAAAAUAUCAUGGAUUCUGCUAAAGAAAGAGUUUGGUAAAAAGGGCUUUCUCCUUGAAGAAUCUUGUGUUGGAGAGUUACCUUGAUACCUACUUUACUGUUGCAUUGAAGAACUACUUUUUGUGUUUGUUAAUUGUUAUUGCAGAGAAAGCUUUGGUGAACUUUUUAUUGUAAAUUAGAAUCUUUAAUGUAUUAAUAAGAAAAAGAAAAAAAGAGAGAGAGACAUUUGUAUGCUUGUGAGGAAAAGCUUUUCAUAUUA